AAGCAAACUCGCAGACAGAGGAAACUUCACAAGCAAGUCCUGUAACACACGGUCCUCUAAAAGGAGCUUCGUGUCUUCAGUCCCAGCUGCAACAUACUCGAUAACCCCCUCGCAGCUUCGUGUCUUCAGUCCCAGCUGCAACAUACUCGGGUGAAAGCGCCCUGACUCGAUGUCUUGAAGUCCCAGCCCAAGACGCAUUCCUUUAAAGUAUACACCAAUGGAGUAUGAGAUAAAUGCCAUUUUCCACCAUGUUGAUGCCAGUCACAAACAAGCCUGUAGUGACCUUGAGAAGGCCAGCCAAUUCAUCACAGAAGCAUUGAAGAUAAAUGCCAUUUUCCACCAUGUUGAUGCCAGUCACAAACAAGCCUGUAGUGACCUUGAGAAGGCCAGCCAAUUCAUCACAGAAGCAUUGAAGAGUGAGAUCCAGAGGAACACAACUCUGUGCAGGUUAAUCCAUCGUCUGGAAGAGAGGGCAGCUGAGAAUGGAAGGAGCCAAUCAGAGCAGGUGGAGUCAAACCGGCAGCUGAAGCUCCAGGUGGAUGAACUACAGAAACAACUGGAGGAGAAAGACGACUCACUAACACAAGCCAAACAGAGUAUUGCAAUCCUGACGAAUGAACUGACAAACCUGCAACAGCAGCUGCAGAGCCACCAGAGUAGUUGCAGGACAACACAGGAAGUGACUGAUGGACUGCAGGAAGGAGAGAGCCAGGCCGAUGUGGUGAAAGAGGAGGACGGUCCACUGCAGAAUGUAGACAUCUGCAUUAAAGAGGAAGAAGAGGACGCAGCUGUUGCUGAUGGAUACCAGUGUACUCAAUCUGAUGAAACUGACUCUGCCCCAGAACAGAUCACCUCCUCAUCUGCAGACAUUAAAGCUGAACCAGUACAGGAAGAAGAUGAAAAAUCAGAUGUGGCUCCAGUCGUCAGUUCAGACACAGCUCCAGUCGUCAGUUCAGACGUGGCUCCAGUCGUCAGUUCAGACGUGGCUCCAGUGGUCAGCUCAGACCUGGCUCCAGUCGUCAGCUCAGACCUGGCUCCAGUCGUCAGUUCUGCUAUGAGCCAGUUCCCUCCAGAUCCACUGUCCUUGGUUAAGUGCAGGAGGUUAUCAGUGCAAGUGGUUGAUUGCUGUGCAACACAAGGUCUCCAAAAAAAUAAAGACCACAAGAAUAACACGGAUGGAGAAAACCCCAAAACUGGAACAGGAGGAGAAUCCCAACCUGCUUUGUCAGCUGCCCUCCCAGAGACCACAUUGAACAAGCAUCUCUGUUCUGGUGUUGACAAGAGCUUCAGUAACAUGACAACUCUAAAAGCACACCAGCAAAUCCAUCAAGGGAAACCACCUCAUUUUUCUGUCAUCGCAAAACCUUCUGCUACAAAGAGGAGUUUGAAGAAGCGCCAGCGCAUGGAAGAUGGAGGCGACCCCAAUCAGUGCAGACAGUGUGGGAAAGGUUUUAGUACAUCAACACAACUUAAACGACAUCAGCUUACACAUACAGCAGAGAAACCCCAUCAAUGCAAACAGUGUGGGAAAUGUUUUUCACGGGCAGAUACUCUCAAACUGCACCAGCUCAUUCACACCGGACAGAAGCCCCAUCAAUGUGGACAGUGUGGGAAAUGUUUUUCAUCAGCAGAUUAUCUCAAACGACACCAGCUCACACACACCGGACGGAGACCCCAUCAAUGUGAAGAAUGCGGCAAAUGUUUUAUCCAGACGGUGCACCUCAAAGCACACCAGCUCAUUCACUCUGGAGAGAGGCCAUACAGCUGUGAACAGUGUGGUAAAUGUUUUACACAGGCAGGGAGCCUCGGACUACACCAGCUCACUCACACCGGACAGAAACCCCAUAGCUGUGAACAGUGUGGUAAAUGUUUUACCCAGUUGGGGAACCUCAAAGUACACCAGCGUAUUCACUCUGGAGAGAAGCCAUACAGCUGUGGCCAGUGUGGUAAAUGUUUUACAGAAUCAGGGAGUCUCAAAAAACACCAGCUCAUUCACAUCGGACAGAAAGGCCAUCAAUGUGGACAGUGCGGGAAAAGGUUUACACUCGCGUGGAGCCUCAAAGCACACCAGCUCACUCACACAGGAGAGAGGCCAUACAGCUGUGAACAGUGUGGUAAAUGUUUCACCCAGGCAGGGAGUCUCAAAGUACACCAGCGUAUUCACUCUGGAGAGAAGCCAUACAGCUGUGGACAGUGUGGUAAAUGUUUUACAGGAUCAGGGAGUCUCAAAGUACACCAGCUCAUUCACUCUGGAGAGAAACCCCAUCAGUGCAAACACUGUGAGAGGAGUUUUCGGAGCCCAGAAGCACUUAGACGACACCAGCUUACACAUACAUGAGAGAAACCCUACCACUGCACAUACAUGAGUGAAACCCUACCACUGCACAUACAUGAGAGAAACCCCCCCGUCAGUGCAAACAGCAUACGAGCUCUGCUCCCAGACUCACUCCAACGGCAACAUCUUAAGUAUACAAGACCGUAAGCCCAUCGAUGUGAACAAUAGCAAUAGCUCCCUUCG
Molecule: messenger RNA, 2518 nt
Organism: Engraulis encrasicolus (European anchovy)
Lineage: Eukaryota; Metazoa; Chordata; Actinopteri; Clupeiformes; Engraulidae
Product: zinc finger protein ZFP2-like
Exons: 12
Coding region: 218-2338 (706 amino acids)
Biological process (GO): mitotic spindle assembly checkpoint signaling; regulation of transcription by RNA polymerase II
Cellular component (GO): chromatin; transcription regulator complex; PcG protein complex
Molecular function (GO): DNA-binding transcription factor activity, RNA polymerase II-specific; RNA polymerase II cis-regulatory region sequence-specific DNA binding
Source: RefSeq, a predicted model, not a curated record